AUGGUGAAUCGAUCUGGAGCAAACGGAAGGGACAAUCAUGUUAACCAUGAAAAUGUUCCGCCCGACAUUUUGCAACAGAUCAUGGCGGAUCUAACUAAUCUUCGUCAACACAAUCAACAACUGCAAACUCAACUUGCUGAGAUCAAUCAGGAUCGGGGCUUGCAUGAGGGCGAUCGUAGAAUGGCAGAGAUGGUGGUAGAUUUUCAACCGUUCACAGAAGACAUUGCAAACACAACCGUUCCAGACAACUUGAAGACUUUGGUUCUUGAUUCUUAUUACGGAGAUUCUGACCCAAAGGAUCAUUUGAUCUAUUUCAACACCAAAAUGGUUAUUGUGGGCGCUUCAGACGCUCUGAAGUGUAAAAUGCUUCCUUCAACUCUCAAAAAGUCAGCAAUGACUUGGUUUACAACGCUCCCACCGCGUUCAAUUGCAGGGUUCAUGGAUUUAUUGGCGAAAUUUCUGUCCCAAUUCUCAACUAGUCGCGCCCAGAAAGUGACCCCAGCAGCUUUAUUUAAUUUGCAACAGAGGCAUAAUGAAAACCUGAAAUCCUUUAUGGGGCGUUUCAAUAAACUAUCAGUGCAUUUGGAGGAUAAAAUGACAGAAAUUUGUAUUGCUGCUUUUGAAUUGGGCCUUCAAUCAGGAAGUCUGAACAGUAGUUUGAGUCGUAAGCCCGUGGAGACAAUGGCGGAGUUGCGAAGCAGGGUACAAGGUUUCAUUCGGGAGGAGCAAAGUGAUCGCAUAAAGAGAAACCGCAAGAGUGCGGCGGUUACUGGCCAACAACAACAGUCAGAUUCGAAAAAGGCGGCGGUUAACGAUCAACGUUCGGGCGGAGCAGUUACAAAAGGAGAGAGAAGUUACAAUAAUUCAAGUCGUUUUGAUAACCGUUCUAAUUUUCGAAAUCGUGCUCAGCCUUAUGGAAAUCGUGGUUAUGGAAAGUCGAUGACGUGGGCCAGAAACCAACAAGACAGGUCGACCCCACUUGCGGUUAAUUUAACUGAAGCAUUGCACAUGUGUUUGGAGGCUAACACAAUUCGUUUUCCUAAACAACCAAAACGCCCACCAGGCAACGUGGACGGAAGUAAGUGGUGUGAGUAUCACUGA
Molecule: messenger RNA, 1101 nt
Organism: Lotus japonicus
Lineage: Eukaryota; Viridiplantae; Streptophyta; Magnoliopsida; Fabales; Fabaceae
Exons: 1
Coding region: 1-1101 (366 amino acids)
Source: RefSeq, a predicted model, not a curated record